CUCUUUAAUAGCUUUUGAUUUACUCUGGAACAUCCUACACGCACUCGGAUGAGACUCUUUUCUUUUUCUUUUCUUUUUCUUUUUUUUUUUUUUCAAAAGGUAGGCGAACCAUUGCUAGUAACCGCUAAAGACGUUCUACAAAAAAAAGGGAUCCUUUCUGCCCGAGUUUACGACUCGUUCUUUCACCGAGCUUUCAGCCCGAAUGCCCAUUUACAAGUCUUAAUUCAAACUCCGCAGUAACGAUUUUGUGCUUAAUUACGUUGAAAUGGGGAGUAUUGAUGGGAUUGUGGAACAGGGAGCGUACGAUGUGGAGGAUACUAUAUUUGUUGCGGUGGGGAAGAAUGUUGAGAAGAGUAAAACGACACUAUUUUGGGCUGUUCAGAGCUUUGCAGGGAAGAAUAUAUGCGUGCUCCAUGUUCAACGGCCUGCGAAUGCUGUUUCAUUGACUGACAGGAAACUUGCUGUGACAAAACCGCAACAAGACACUUUUAGUGCAUUCCAUGAGCUUGAAAAGAAAAAAAUGCUGGAUGUUCUAAAUCAAUACUGUCUCAUUCUUGCCCAAGAAGGGGUUCGAGCAGAUAAAGUAUGGAUUGAGAUGGAUAAUAUUGAGAAAGGGAUUGUUGAGAUUAUUGCUCGGUACAACAUUAGAUGGCUUGUAAUGGGGGCAGCAGCUGAUAAGUACUAUUCAAAGAAAUUGGAAGGGAUAAAAUCCAAGAAAGCAAUGUUUGUGCACCAACAUGCACCUAUUUCUUGUCAUAUCUGGUUUGUUUGCAAGGGUUGUCUAAUCUAUACAAGGGAUGGUAGAAAGGACAGAUUGCUGCUGACAAAUUCAGAUUCAGGAAUUGAGCAAUCAGAGCACUUGAGAUUGGGAUCAUAUGAACAAACCCAUAGAUCUCUAGAUGCUGAUGACUUCAAAGGAAUAUUAGAAGGAUUCAAUUAUCAGUGUACAGUGAAUUCUAGCCAAUCGAGCAAUAUAGCCCUUAGCACUUCCAAAAUGAUGCCAUUUCUGGCAGAUGAGCUUUUGCAGGAAGAAAACUCUCAAGGACUAACAACAGAAAAUGCUUCUCAUAGACUAGAACUAGCAAUUCUCGAUGCUAAAGACUCAAAACAAAAGGCAUUUGGAGAGGCAGUGAAGCGAUGGAAAGAGGAAGACGAUGCUAUGGAGGCCAAAUGCAAGGCAAAGGCAUUAGAAAACUUGUGCAUCAAGGAGAUGAGCCUAAGAAAAGAGAUGGAGGGAGUAUUGGCAAGAGAAAAGCAAGAAAUUGAAAGGACAAAGAAUCAACGUAAUGAAUUUAUGAAAGAACUCCAGGUGGUGCAGGAGCAGAAGUCUGAACUUGAGAGCCAACUUGCAGAGUCCAAUUGUAAUGUGAAGGAUUUGGAGGAGAAAAUCAUUUCAGCUGUGGAACUUUUGAUAAGUUUCAAGGAGAGGAGAGAUGCAGCACGGAAAGAGUAUGAAAGUGCAAUAAGGGAAGUUAAUAGGCUAAAGAAAUUGUCCAAAAUGGAAGCUGGGAGCUUUUGUAGGUCUGAAAUCCUUGAAUUCUCUUUCAUGGAGAUCAAUCAGGCAACUCAGGAAUUCGAUCCUUCCUGGAGGAUUGGAGAGGGAAGAUAUGGAAAUGUCUACAAAGGGAUCCUUCGCCAUGUUCAUGUUGCCAUCAAGAUGUUACCCUCUUACGGCUCUCAGAGCCAGUUAGAUUUCCAAAAUGGGGUAGAGAUUUUGAGUAGGGUGAGGCAUCCACACCUGAUAACUUUAAUCGGAACUUGCCUGGAGUCUAGGUCACUGGUCUAUGAGUACGUCAGAAAUGGAAGUCUUGAAGAUUGCCUUGAAUGCAAAAAUAAGAGGUUCCCACUUCCAUGGCAAACUCGGAUAUGCAUAGCUACUGAGAUAUGCUCUGCUCUUAUCUUCCUUCAUUCCAACAAGCCUUGUAUCAUACAUGGAAAUUUGAAACCAUCAAAAGUCCUCCUUGAUGCUAACUCUGUCAGCAAAAUCAACGAUUUUGGCAUCUCUUAUUUGAUUUCACGAGGAAAAAUGGGACACACCAUUCCAAUGUAUAAUGACUCUAAAACCAAUUUCACAUCUGUGUAUACUGAUCCACAAUAUCUAGAGACAGGGACGCUUACUCCAGAGUCAGAUAUUUACUCAUUUGGAAUUAUACUUUUGCGACUUUUGACUGGGAGACCAGUUUCAGGAUUGGUGAAAGAUGUAAAAUGUGCAUUAGAAAAAGAGAACGUCAGAGCACUUUUGGAUUGUUCUUCUGGGGACUGGCCAGCUGGGCAAGCUGAACUGCUAGCUAGAUUGGCAUUGAACUGCUGUGAGAAUAAUCGAUUAAAUCGCCCGGACCUUGUGUCAGACAUCUGGAGUGUGCUUGAGCCAUUGAGAGUUUCAUGUAUUGAUUCAGCAUGCUGCAGAAGUUCCAAGGAGCUGCACCGGCGGAUUCCUUCCCAUUUUGUCUGUCCCAUUUUCCAGGAAGUCAUGAAAGAUCCACAAAUAGCGGCGGAUGGUUUCACAUAUGAUGCUGAGGCUAUUAGAGGAUGGCUGAGAAGUGGCCACAAUACUUCCCCCAUGACAAAUCUUAAACUUGCGCACUGCAGCCUACUCCCUAAUCAUGCUCUUCAUCAGGCAAUUCAAGAGUGGCAGCAACGUUGGUGAAUUUUUAUUAUUAUAUGAGAUGAGAUGUAUGCACAGUUGGGAGCUUUGUACUUUAACCACUGCAGACCUUGAUACCCAUUAAAAUUAAACAUAACAUGAUGUAUAGAGCAACAGCUCGCUGUUUUGUACAGAACCACAUAUAUUUGAAAAGUAAUUCCAAUACACAUCUGCUUAUAGUGUUUUCUUA
This is a messenger RNA of Hevea brasiliensis (rubber tree), 2834 nucleotides long. Its product is annotated as U-box domain-containing protein 32. NCBI's taxonomy places the organism in Eukaryota, Viridiplantae, Streptophyta, Magnoliopsida, Malpighiales, Euphorbiaceae. Gene Ontology annotation, biological process: protein phosphorylation; protein ubiquitination. The record is from RefSeq and is a predicted model, not a curated record. Gene Ontology annotation, molecular function: ATP binding; protein kinase activity; ubiquitin-protein transferase activity. The coding region runs from base 266 to 2647 and encodes 793 amino acids. The transcript is spliced from 10 exons.